UCUGGUCUUUAGUUUAUCACAAAGUAGUCGCCCGGCCGUGUGCCCUCCCCGCACUUCUGUCUCUACGCACGCGAACGUCAAGUUGAAUAUCGCGGUACGCAUUCGCGAUUAUGUUUCCGGCGCGCAACGGGUCCUCCUAAGAGAAGAGUCGCCGAACUAAUUCACGGACGCACGCACACUUACGAGCGUCAUUUCACGCGAUCGCGGCGAGAAGGAAGUGAGCGUGUCGCCUUUCCCGAGGGAAUACACAGUGGUGCAUAUAUAUUGUCAAGGAUAUGGCGCAUACGAGGGUAGCUCUUGUCCUGCUGCUGGGACUCUGCUGCUGGGCUAUCGCUCUGGUGUCCUGCCAGGAGCAUCAAAACGCGACGAAGCCCGCCAGCGAGAUCAACGAACCGGACUUUGAGACUCCCGAGUACAUACAGCCGUGCAACAGGACAGACCCAAAACUCGACGCGUGCUUUCAAAAUAUGUUCAAUUAUCUCAAGCCGUACCUGGUGAAAGGUAUCCCGGAGCUGAAUUUGCCCCCGAUCGAGCCUCUGGUGAUUCCCGAGAUGAAGAUCGAAAACGGCCAGGGCGCGGUGCGCGUCCGAGCGUUAUUCAACAACAUCACCGCGAUAGGACCGGGAAACUACACCAUCAGCAAAGUACGCGUCAACAUAUCGUCUUUAAGAAUAGAUAUUCACCUAAAGUUCCCCAAGAUCGAGCUGCAGGGUCUCUACGAUAUCAACGGAAAUGUACUGCUCUUCCCCAUACAGAGUCGCGGCGAAUUUUGGGCGCUAUUCAAUGAGGUAGCAGGGAUCGCGCGCGCGCAGGGUGUCGAGGAAGUGCGAGACGGCAUUCGUUACAUAUCGAUUACAAAACUACUGGUCGACUUCAAACUCGGCCGCAUCCGAUUCCGCAUAAUGGACCAGCUGAACGGCGACAAUGUGAUCGGACAGGCGAUGAAUCAAUUCCUGAAUCAGAAUGCGCACGAGAUCAUCGACGAAUUGAAACCGGCGGCAAGCGCGAGUAUCGCCAAAUACUUCAAGGGUUUCCUCGGCAACAUUUUCAGCAAACUACCCUUAAAAAUGUUGUUGCACGAUACGUAAUAACUGCCGCAAAGAUUUGAUAUGAUAUACAGUACAAGUUCUCACGUUCUCACCAUACAUACAUGCACACAUGAAUUCAUCGUUGCUGCAUUAUUUCAUCGAAGUGCAAGAGCAUACGUUUCACGAUUGCGAGAAAACAUUGAGAUCACAAAUUAUCGUAGGGUGUAGAGAUUUUUCUUUUUUUAUUAAGAGGUUAGGGGUAGUCAGAGGCGUGAAAAAAUGAGUAUUUUAAAUAAUUUAUUUUUGACAGUACUUAAAUUUAUUUUAUAAAACUAAUAGUACAGAGUUAUUAUAUUAUGUUUUAACUUCACUUGACCAAAAUUUCAAAAAAAAUAUUAAUUGUAGACGAAGUUAUCGCCAUCUUUGUUGGAUCCCGUUCCACAAGUGCUUUGCGGUGACCAUCAGAACAUUUUACUGAUUCAUCUAAAAUCAAUGAAACAAAAAAAAAUCAUUAGUUCAAUAGUUAAUCUAGUACUUAAUCGAAGCUUUUCUUUUUUUUUUAAUAAACAAAAUGGCGGCUUCUGAAAGUUUACUCACGGAUUUUCAAGGAAAGAAGCACUAGUUUAUUGUUAAAAAAAAUAGAAGUUUUCAAGAAAAAAAAAUCCUUCGAUUAAAGACUAGUUUAUUAUGCUUUCAAUAAACUGUAUAAAUUUCAUUCAAAUCCGUGGAGUGGUUUUUGAAUUACAGUGGUCACCGACUUUGAAAACAUAGUUUUGAGAAAAACGCAUUUAAAGUUUUAGUCUAAGCGCGGUAUUACCUUUUCGUAUAAUUUUGAGGUCGAUGGAUGAAGUAAAGCUUAUUUUAUGUAUUUUGAUCUUCUGAAUCCGAAUAUCGCAUUAGUUUUUCCGAAAACCUGGGCAUUCAAUUGUUUAAAGGCAAUUGUUUAAACAAUUGUUAAAAAUAUCUCUUUGGGGAUGAAUUAUUUUUUUUUUUAUAUUUUGGGCAAUUUUAAAACGAAAGUUAUUCUUAUAAAAUUUAGCUUAAGUUUAUAGUUUUUGAGUAAUAAAUUUUUGAAAAUUUUUGAAAUUUUUGAGUUUUUCAAUUUUUUGGGAAAACGGGUUUUCGGAAAAACUAAUGCGAUAUUCGGAUUCAGAAGAUCAAAAUAUAUAAAAUAAGCUUUACUUCAUCCACUGACCUCAAAAUUAUACGAAAAGGUAAUACCGCGCCUAGACUAAACCUUUAAAUGCGUUUUUCUCGAAACUAUGUUUUCAAAGUCGGUGACCACUGUAAUUCAAAAACGACUCGACGGAUUUGAAUGAAAUUUAUACAGCUUAUUGAAAGCAUAAUAAACUAAUCCUUAAUCGAAGGAUGCUUUUUUUUUUAAACUUCUAUUUUUUUUAACAAUAAACUAGUGCCUUUUUCCUUGAAAAUCCGUGAGUAAACUUUCAGAAGCCGCCAUUUUGUUUAUUUUCAAAAAAUUUUCAAAAAAAAAGCUUCGAUUAAGUACUAGAUUAACUAUUAAACUAAUGAUUUUUUUGUUUCAUUGA
Molecule: messenger RNA, 2575 nt
Organism: Harpegnathos saltator (Jerdon's jumping ant)
Lineage: Eukaryota; Metazoa; Arthropoda; Insecta; Hymenoptera; Formicidae
Product: protein takeout
Exons: 5
Coding region: 276-1088 (270 amino acids)
Biological process (GO): multicellular organismal reproductive process
Source: RefSeq, a predicted model, not a curated record